This is a messenger RNA of Rhizophagus irregularis DAOM 181602=DAOM 197198, 456 nucleotides long. The record is from RefSeq and is a predicted model, not a curated record. NCBI's taxonomy places the organism in Eukaryota, Fungi, Glomeromycota, Glomeromycetes, Glomerales, Glomeraceae.
AUGACAAGAAAUAAUAAUAAUAAAAGAAACUUGAACAAAAAAUUACUUGAAAAUAAUAAAUCAAUUUCUCGAGUAAAACAUGAAUAUUGGAAUAUUUUAAAUUUUCCAACAAUUGAUCUUGAUAUAAUUAAGAAAUGGGAUGUUCAAAAACUCAUUUAUCAUUUAAAAGUUAUGUUUAGUGUUGAAGGUUAUUGUCGAAAAGAUUUAUUUAAUAAAGAAUCUGAAUAUAAAUUUAGAUUGAAACAAAUUGAUGGGAAAACUUUUUUGAAAAUGACAAGAAAUGAUUUCUUUAAAAUGGGUAUUUCAGGAUUAUUAAUUUUACAUUUAGAAGCUGAAAUUUUACGUUUACAUGGAUAUUAUAAUAAUGAGAAUUAUUAUGAACCUGAAGAAUUAUUAUUAAAAUUUAAUGAUUUGGAACAAAAACCAUAUUUAUUAAGAAAUAAUAAUAUAUCAAAA